This is a messenger RNA of Penicilliopsis zonata CBS 506.65, 336 nucleotides long. RefSeq lists its product as hypothetical. The coding region runs from base 1 to 336 and encodes 111 amino acids. The record is from RefSeq and is a predicted model, not a curated record. Lineage: Eukaryota; Fungi; Ascomycota; Eurotiomycetes; Eurotiales; Aspergillaceae. The transcript has a single exon.
AUGUCCCUGUCAGACCGGUACAAGCUGAUCUUCUUCGUCCCGCACCCAGACCUAGAGAAAUGCAAAGAAGCAAUCUUCGCGACGGGCGCAGGAACCUUCCCUGGCGGCAAAUACAGCAAGACAUGUUUCCAGACCCCCGGGAGGGGUCAGUUCUUGCCAACAGGAGAGGCGAACCCGGCCAUCGGAGCGGUGGGAGUGCUGGAACACGUCGAGGAGAUGAAGGUCGAGGUGCUUUGUGUAGGGAGGGGGGUGAUGCUCGCUGCUGUUGAGGCACUGAAGGAGGCUCACCCGUACGAAGAGGUGGCGUAUGAAGUGUAUAGACUGGAGGAUGUGUAG